Juglans regia (Persian walnut) is the source of this 1653-nucleotide messenger RNA. RefSeq lists its product as uncharacterized. Lineage: Eukaryota; Viridiplantae; Streptophyta; Magnoliopsida; Fagales; Juglandaceae. The transcript is spliced from 2 exons. Bases 800 to 1441 code for a protein of 213 amino acids. The record is from RefSeq and is a predicted model, not a curated record.
ACGAUUACUCUUUAACCUCUACUGUGUGAUCAGUUAUAUUAUCUCUUUCACUGUUUCUCUUUAUUUUCCUACCCAAAUUACUUUUCUCUUGAUCUAAACUCAAACCCUAAACGCUCCUCCUCUAUCAUUCCACAUAGAAAGCUUCCAGUUUCUGUAUCCCUCUACCAUUCCAAUCAGGCUUCUUAUUUUUGCAUCUUUUCCUCUCCUGCGAAUUUGGUUUAUUUAUAUUUGUGCGUAUUGGAUUAAAGGGUAAAAGAUCAAGCCCUAGGUUUUGUAUGUGAUUGUCGCCUCUCCACUCUCCACACUCCGACGACCGGCGUCUACGCGACGAGGCCACUUCCACCGCCGCAGCUUGUGUCUUGGACUCUGCCGUAGCCUGUAGAUCCCCCUUACGUCUUUGCAGUGGGGGAGGCAUGUGAGCUGUUUGGACCAGAAGAUAGUUGUUGCAUUAACAAUUUUUAUAAGUUUAUUGGUUCUUUUGGUGCAAAGAAUGGGUAAAUGCAAGGGUUGUGGGAAAUUAGGAAGAAUGGUGCCAACGGAUGGAUCUGUUAGUGCUUAUAAUUCUGCUCUUCUGUUGUCUCCUGUUGUUUCUGUCUGGGACUGCAUUGUUCGUAAAAUGAGGUAUUCCUACAUUCCCGAGUGGGUGUAGUUAUCAGUGCUAUCACCUUAUAUUAGUGUUUUGCACCAUAUUCUAUUAUACUUUGCUUUGUAUCAACAAAAAAAGGGAAAUGUAUGAAUUUUGAGGAAUUUACUUAGAAUAGAAGUGGAGGAAAGGUGACUGAUUAGUUUGGUAGUUUUCAUGGAUUGCAUGGGAUUUAAUAAAGUGCAACCUGUUGUGAGGAAAGGGAAAAAGAAGCAGGUGAAGGAUGAGGUUGAUCGAAUGAAACAGGCUGAGAAGAAAAAGAGGCGCUUGGAGAAAGCCCUUGCUACUUCUGCAGCCAUCAUUUCUGAACUAGAAAAGAAGAAACAGAAAAAGAAAGAAGAACAACAAAGGCUUGAUGAAGAGGGUGCUGCAAUUGCUGAGGCUGUUGCUUUGCAUGUCUUACUUGGUGAAGACUCAGAUGAUUCAUGUAAGGUUGUUCUGAAAGAAGAUGAAGGGUUCAAUCCUUGGGAUAUUCCUGAUAACAUUGACCUAUUUGUGAGUGGUAAGAGAUCAGGCUUUUCUUAUCAGGACUCUGACAAGCACCCGCUUGAAAGGAUUGGGUGGGUUUCUAAUCCGUAUAUAUCUGGAUGUAAAUGGGGUGGCUUGGAGAGGGGUGACUGGUCAUUCUCAUCUGGGCCUUUUGCAAGGGAUUUUCCUGCCCCAUAUUUUGAGGAAGCAGGUUGGGAAACUACGGGAUUCUCAGCUGGUCUUAUUGCAGCACAGGCUGUUUCAUCCCUCCAGAUCGCAGAGGAUGCUCACGAAGACACGAUUGUCCUGAAUGGAAUGUUAAGGGGAUAGAAUGCACAGCUACAGAAGUAUCUCCAGUUACAGGAGUUUCGGUAGCAUAUCAUUAUUAUUAUUCUGUUUAUAUUUUCCAUAAACGAGUCCUUUGUUGUUAGUUGGAUACAUGCGUUGCUUAUUGUGAACAAUGUUUAAAAAGUGUUGCGCUAUAUUGAACAAUGCUUAUUCGUCUUCUAUUUAUAAGCUUCAGUUUAUAUUCAGUUCAUUGA